Messenger RNA from Heteronotia binoei (common prickly gecko), 1070 nucleotides. It is a transcript of the gene UBE2B, whose product is annotated as ubiquitin conjugating enzyme E2 B. NCBI's taxonomy places the organism in Eukaryota, Metazoa, Chordata, Lepidosauria, Squamata, Gekkonidae. Gene Ontology annotation, molecular function: ubiquitin conjugating enzyme activity. The coding region runs from base 206 to 664 and encodes 152 amino acids. The transcript has 6 exons. The record is from RefSeq and is a predicted model, not a curated record. Gene Ontology annotation, cellular component: HULC complex. Gene Ontology annotation, biological process: DNA repair; protein polyubiquitination; proteasome-mediated ubiquitin-dependent protein catabolic process.
ACGAAGUGGUACAGUCGCGAAGGGUGGCUUGUUCCCUCCCCCACCGGCGGAGGGAGACGCCAUUGCGGAGUUGUUUGUGAAGCAGCAGCAGCAGCAGCAGAAGGAGGCGGCCGCCGCCGCCGAGGAGGGAGACAACUGUGUUGCCAGCCGUGCUGAGACAUUUUGGGGAGAGGGAUUCUUUUGCUGUUCGGGGAGCGGGAGGAUCAUGUCCACUCCAGCCAGGCGAAGGCUAAUGAGGGAUUUCAAGAGAUUACAAGAAGAUCCUCCUGUGGGUGUCAGUGGAGCACCAUCAGAGAAUAAUAUAAUGCAGUGGAAUGCAGUUAUUUUUGGGCCAGAAGGUACUCCUUUUGAAGAUGGUACCUUUAAGUUAGUAAUAGAAUUUUCAGAAGAAUAUCCAAAUAAGCCUCCAACUGUUAGGUUUUUAUCGAAAAUGUUCCAUCCUAAUGUGUAUGCAGAUGGUAGCAUAUGUUUAGAUAUCCUUCAAAAUCGUUGGAGUCCAACAUAUGAUGUCUCAUCUAUUUUAACCUCAAUUCAGUCGCUGCUUGAUGAACCCAAUCCAAAUAGUCCUGCCAAUAGUCAGGCUGCACAACUUUAUCAGGAAAACAAACGAGAAUAUGAAAAAAGAGUUUCAGCUAUUGUUGAACAAAGUUGGAAUGAUUCAUAAGAAAUGACUUCCUUCAUUAACUUCAUCCACAUAAUCAUCAUGUACAAUUUAACUCGCGUUAGGAAAUGCUACCAGAAUUUCUCAAGUGCCACAUUUGACUUGCAUACAGAUGUGUUUGCAAAAAAGCCCUUCAGUUUCAAAACUCUAAACGCUUGUGUACCUUGAUUAAUGUACUUUUUAUUGCAUGUUAUGACUUAAGUUAUUGCUACAUAAAUUUGUAAUAUAUCCUGUUUGUAUUUUUUUCAAAGUGUAUAAUGUUGGUGUGAAGUUUUCAUGACAGAAUAUACAUAUUUUGUAAAUCUGUACUUUUUCAAAAUAUUGAAUGCCUUAUUUUUUUGAAUUCUUUAGAUUUUUAAAUUGGAAAAAGUCACUUAACAGAGUUUUAUAUAUAAAAUAUUUCAUGUCA